Thrips palmi is the source of this 5496-nucleotide messenger RNA. It is a transcript of the gene Hmt4-20, whose product is annotated as histone-lysine N-methyltransferase Suv4-20. Gene Ontology annotation, cellular component: nucleus. The record is from RefSeq and is a predicted model, not a curated record. The transcript is spliced from 8 exons. Gene Ontology annotation, molecular function: histone H4K20 methyltransferase activity; protein binding. NCBI's taxonomy places the organism in Eukaryota, Metazoa, Arthropoda, Insecta, Thysanoptera, Thripidae. The coding region runs from base 422 to 2776 and encodes 784 amino acids.
ACACGUUGUUCUCAGAAAAUAUCGCUCCGCCCAUGUGAAAAGUAGUCCCCUGCUUUGAGCGUCCCGAGAAUAUUUAUUCCAAUUUAUUUUAUCUGUCGUAUGUGUUUGCUUAUGUCGCAAAAAUCUUGGAUGAUUCGGCAGGAAAUCGGCAGUGGUCCUGAGUGAUUGCUCUGCUCAUGCGAGUGUCGGGGCGUGUGCGAAGGCGAAGGCAAUGCGCAGCGAUGCGCUGCUCAGACUCGGACUGGACUGACUCUAGCGUCGUACUCGCAUUGUGUUGUCCAAGUGAACACUAAACAGCAAUUAUGAGCCUUAAUUACAAAUCGUAUCACUUCUGUCGAAGGACUCAGGUUCUCUAUGGAUAUUGAAGAUCUGAUUUAAAAUAACUUCCGUGCAGGCAGCGGUGAGGCGCAACAGAGGCAGGAUGGUGGUGGACCCGUCACUUUCAAGGCACCCGGGGUCGGUUCACCAUCGUGCACUGGUGCUGACCUCGGGUAUGACACCCAAAGAGCUGUCAGAUAAUGACGAUCUUGCAACAUCCUUUGUGUUAGACCCAUAUUUAGGAUUUGUAACCCAUAAAAUGAACAUAAGAUAUAGGCCUCCUAAAGCUAACAAAGAAGAACUAAAGGGUAUAAUAGAAGAAUUUUUGAAGAAGCAGGACUAUAGGAGAGCUUGCAACAGACUUCUGUCAGUAGAUGCCCUUCAUAAGGCUAUGCAAAUGCGUAGCCGACCACAGCAACAAAAACUAGAAGAACAUUUGUAUCGUUAUCUGCGUGUUUUUGACAAAGACUCAGGUUUUCUCAUAGAACCAUGUUUUCGAUAUUCAUUAGAAGGUCAAAAAGGGGCCAAAAUUUCAACCACCCAGAAGUGGUACAAAAAUGAAAAGAUACCAUGUUUAGUGGGUUGCAUUGCUGAGUUAACUGAAGAAGAGGAAGCCAUGCUGCUUCAUCCCGGCAAGAAUGAUUUUUCGGUUAUGUUCAGCUGUCGCAAGAACUGUGCUCAGCUUUGGUUGGGGCCUGCUGCAUUUAUCAACCAUGACUGCCGAGCAAACUGCAAGUUUGUUGCAACUGGACGAGACACAGCUUGUGUCAAAGUACUGAGAGACAUUGAAGUUGGUGAAGAAAUUACUUGCUUUUAUGGGGAGGAUUUCUUUGGUGAUGGAAAUGGGUACUGUGAAUGUAAAACAUGUGAAAGGAGAGGAACUGGGGCAUUUGCUAAAAACAAAACAAACAAAGAAGAUCUAAGCUCAGGAUAUCGAUUGAGAGAAACGGAGAAUAGAAUUAAUAGGACAAAACACCAACAUGAGGACAGCCAUGAGAAACCCGCUGCUGAUUCCGAGAGUGUUCCUCUAAGAAACAGGAGUAAUAACACAAAUACCAUCAGUUCAAGUUCAAACAAACCAUCCUCCACUACUUCCGCUGCCCCGGCCAUACCUUCUGUUGUUGUUGCACCUUUAAGUUUGAAAGAGCUGCGCCAAAAGGGUCUCACCAAGUACGAUGCAGAAAUGCUGAUGCAACAAGGGUGCCGCUUUUCUGAUAUUGGAUCUCUUGAACAUUUAGAACAUGUCACAAGACGGCAAUCUCAAGAUCAAGCGCCGCCCGCAACUGCAGCAACGGCAGCAACCCCAGACGCUCAACCCAGCGGAGAAGCAGAAUCAAAACGGAGCCUGCGGAACAGUGUCUGUCGAGAACAAGACCAAGAAGGGAGAAGCGAGUCAGGAGAAGGCCUCGAUGAAGUUGCUAAGAGUGUGCUAGCUGAAGUACCUGACAAAGCACCUUGUCGGAUCACACGUUCUUCCCGCCUUCUUAGAACCUCAGCGGCUAAGGCUGACUGCAUAGUAGCAGCGGAAACCAUUGAAUCUAGAGUAGCAAGUCCGCUCCCAGUAUUAGAGAAAUGUGUGUUGAACGGUAUAAGUGAUGAUACCCGGAGUAAUGCUGGAAGUGAUAGAGAUUCUGUGUGCAGCGAAAGGAAAAGCAGAUUACGUAAAAGGUUGAAGGACAGCGAAGAUUCUCCAUCACCCCUAGCCCCCUCUCUCUCCCCCCCUGUGAUAAAAGAAGAGAAGGAAGAACCUCCUGUCCUAGAAGUGAAUGUCGAAAGUAGUGGAAGUUCAUCUAUCAAGGAAGAGUCUAAAGACAGUAAACAACCUGUGGUGAAAGCAGCCAGACUUCGAAAUGGUCGUUUCGUUAGCAAAAAGGCAGUAACAGAUGACAGUGCAAGCGGGAGUCGGGAUACACCGAAAAGAUCUCAAGAAAGGAGUAGGAAAACCUCUUCUUGUGACGAUUCCACCAAAGAUGUCUACGAGUUUGAUGAGUUUGAUGAUUGUGAAGGCAGCCCAAGAGCUUUAAGACACUCAAGAGGAUCAGGAGAUGCUGCUAAGACUGCAUCCAAGGCAUCCUGUUCAGAUCAGGAUCAUCAAAACUGUGUUCCAACUACUCCUGAAAAGCCUUUAGGACGUCUAAAGCUGACCUUGAGAAUGAAACGUAGUCCAAUGUUUGAUGAUGUUAUUGAGUGGAGGAGAAACAUGAACGAGGAGUGUUACGAACCUCAUUAUGAAGUGUUAAGGGUUGAAGGAAUAGACGAAGACGAAAGUAGAGAGGAAACAAGAGAAGUCAGUAGUCCACCUCGAAAAAAGAAGAAACACAAAACCAAGAGAAAGCGCAAGCUGAAAGAUGAAGCCAAAUGCAAUGGUACCGAAGAAACAGCCAUUCCACUCAAGAGGUUGCGGCUUAUUUUGGGUAAUGAGACCAGAACAAUAGAUAUUCCAAGCUCUGCACACUAAUUCCACAAGUUCUUGUUAUUCAGUGUAUGGUUUUGCAACCGUCAUUGCAUUUUAUAGCAAAUGUAUUUAUCAACUGUGUCUGAAUUUUUUCAAGGGAAGUUGAGGAAAAGAUUCAGAGGUUGAACAGAAGACUUACUGCCUAUCUUGUCAUUUGUUGGACCUUAUUUGAAAAUUGUGGAUAUGAAUAUACUGCCUAGAAAAUUAUUAUCAAAGCAAAAAAAAGUAAUUUAAUGAGAGGUUGACAGUGGGGCCAUCUCCCUGGCUCUUAACUACUCCUUGGUUUUAAUAGUUCAAAAGCAAGCUAGUAACAUAACUAUACCCAAAUUACUCUGCUAAGAAAAAUGUGGCCUUAAUAUGUGGGUGGAGUUCCCUUGCAUAUCAAUUAAAUUAAAGGAAUGUAAAGCUAUCACACUUUAAAACUUGGGCCCUUACAUUGGCUGAAAGUAACAUGGCAUUGUCAUGUCUAAUUACAAAGCAUCACUUAUUGGACAGUAACUUCACAAACUUGCCACUCAAUGCAAUGGUGCCACACACAUGUGCUGUUUCCCCUAUGGGCCGAUAUGUGGGGUAUGUUAAGUAGCCUGGAUCAUAUGCCAAUGCCAUUAUCACUAUGUCCUUUUGCUAUUUGUUGUUUAAGCUUGGAUUUGGUUCCAGUUCUUGAUGAAAUAUUCAUUGUUACUGUUUGUGGUUUUCUGCAAUUUCUGUUAGCUUUAACACAAUUUUUCUUACUUUUUUAAAACAAUAAUUUUGAAUGUUUGGAAUUGGAACCUCAAGAAUUUGUUUCCUUAAUGUAGAUAUUAAGAUGACAAUGUUAAGAAACUACAUAUAGAUGUUAAGGCUAUUGUAGUUAAGUGGCUUUCUUUUUUCUUUUGUUUAUUUUUUAGAACUUUUAUUCAAAUUAUGUCUUGUUAUCACAAAUAGAAUUUUCUAUGCAUUAUUGUUACCUUGUUAAUGUAACUGACAUGUUCGUCAACUUUCUCUCCCUUUGAAGAGAAUAUUGAUUGCUGCAUAACUCACUCUGUUUUAUCCAGUUUUCUAAGUUCUUCUUCUUCUUUUUUUCCUGCCACCAUUUGCAUGCAACGUUGUCAAGUUCUGAUUCCAGCAUCUUAGCACAAUUGUUUUCUGUUGUUUUUCUUUCUUUGUUAAAUUAUUUGUGAAUGUGUGUUUUUUGUGAGGAGAUUUGAAAUGAAUUUUAUUCAGAAGUAGAGCUCUCUAAUGUCAGCUCUUCUUAUCUUUUGUGGGAUGUGGGUUGUACCAAAGGAAUGUAUAUUGCUUUCUGAAUGUGCAAUAUCACCUAAAUUGAGCUGCUUGUUCACUGCAGUAUGUAUGCCGUACUGUUGCAAUUUAAAAUUUAGGUGUCCCUUUCUAUUGAAUCAGUUCUGAAGGAAUCUGAAGAUAAGAAAGAUCUGUUAGAGGUAGUGUUUAAUUUUUGAUUCAUUUUUAACACUAGUAAAUGAAAUGUUUCAAUUCUUGUAUGUUAAGAUUUUUUCUAGCAGUAUUAGAACUGUUGAUAAUGGCAUAAGUACUAUGAGUGCUCCCAUUUGUGCUACCUCAAAGCUCUUCAAGCUAGAGAAUUAUCAAGUGGUCAUAUUUCCGAAACGUGUGUAUAUACAAAAUUUGCCACCUCUUAUAGCUUCCAUGUCAGUUAAGUCUGACAGACAUUUUUGUGGUGCAGCUCUGAAGAGGGAAGAGAGCUGUACUUGUGUUCAAAGUUGUCUUCUUAACAAUUUUGCCUGUGUUUGAAAUGCAGCACCCCAAGCUGUAUUUGUAUAUAUUAAAAGAAAAAAAAAAUAUAAGACUGGGGAACAAACAAAUCUGAGAGGAACUGGCGAAAAUGAAACCCUAGUUGUUUCCAAUAUACAUAAGAAAUGUGAUAAAAUGAUUAACAGUUAGUUUAUUUGUAAAUAAAGUUAAUUUGAGAGGAAAAACUGUUGUUGAUCAUUGCAUACUGUUAUUUAAAAUAAGAUUUGUCUCUUGUAAGCUCAGUUUUUUUUGUCUUUUUUUUUUUUGUAGGUCAUGUCCUGCGUAUGUGUGGCCAUAUCUCUGAGGCUUUUGGACAGAUAAAACAGUAGAGGAGCAAUUUAAAGUUGAGGCUCACCUUGAUUUUAAAAAAUGCACAGUGAGUGGCCUGCCAGUGUGCGUGUAGCUGAGAUGUGUUUCCAUAGUUAUGAAAUGGUUUGUUGUGUUCAUCUAGAUCAAUUUUUUUUCCCCCUUUUUUUUAAAAGAGAUGUGUACAUUAAACUAAUGCAUGUUAGUUGCUUUCAGUGGAAACUUGUGUCAUUAAUUUUUGUGGAAAUGAAAGUAAAUUGAAUGAACAAACCAUUACACUUUCUGACUAUUAUUUUUAUUUUUUGCCUUUCUAACAUUGUUCAAGUGGGGCAUUUGAUUUUGUUUCCUGGUCCAGAGUUGUAUUUGUUGUUGCUUCUAGUUUCUACAAGACUGUGCACUGCCAACAGGUGUAAUGUUUUCUGAUAGUCGUGUCUCUUAGCUGUCUCUUCAUGGUCAUACAUAUAACAACUGAUCCCAGAAAUCUAUUUUUCCCCUUUGGGCUGUUUUUAAUAAUUACUGUGUGAAUUAUUUUCAAAAACACCUUUUCCUUUGAGUGCGUGUGUAUAAAGAAGUGAGAUUUACAGGGACGCCUGUUCUGAAAAUCCUUUCCUGUUUACUGAUUGACGUAUGCCUGGUAAAAUCAAUAAACAGAGCACAACUGCCAAAGCAAA